This is a messenger RNA of Naegleria lovaniensis, 2739 nucleotides long. RefSeq lists its product as uncharacterized. Gene Ontology annotation, biological process: positive regulation of GTPase activity; positive regulation of TORC1 signaling. The coding region runs from base 1 to 2739 and encodes 912 amino acids. The record is from RefSeq and is a predicted model, not a curated record. Gene Ontology annotation, molecular function: GTPase activator activity. NCBI's taxonomy places the organism in Eukaryota, Heterolobosea, Eutetramitea, Acrasida, Naegleriidae. The transcript has 2 exons. Gene Ontology annotation, cellular component: cytosol.
AUGCUCACGCGUUCAGACUCCGAUUUUUCUUCUCCGAAUCAUCAUCAGAAGGUGGUGGUUAGAGAGGAUGAAUCAUCGGCACUGAGUUCAGCGGCAUCAGCAGCAACAAGUGUAACCACUACCACAACAACAACAACAAAUACAGCAGGACAACAAUUAAAACAGCGUAACACACAAAAUAUUUCAUCAAAAUUAAUCAAGCCUGGUGCUUCUCGGAAAGGUCGAGGCUCUUCUGUGAUCCGAUCAAGAACCACGACAUCAUCAGUUACGGUCUCUAAUACAGAAUUGAAUAAUAAUAAUAAUACAACUACUGCUGAGAAUAUUAACAAUGUAAAUUCAAAUUCCGAUGAAAAUGUUCAAGCCAAUGAUGUAAUGCAACUUCAAAAUAAUAACAAUAAUGCACAGAUUUCAUCCUCUGUACAAAGUAAUUCCAGUAUGGGUGGAAAUUCUACGAGCACGAAUUCAAUGGGUGGAAAUAGUGUCAAUAGUACAAGCUUUAUGAGUGGUAUUGGUAUUGAAGGCUCCUCACCUCUCACUGCCAUGGUGACACCAACGCAUCACAACAGAGGUUUUUCAUUGCCUGGCCUCACAAAACAACAACAGAUGGAACUUUCACCACAGGCUUUUUCAAAACGUUCUGGAAGUAUAGCUACAAGUUCGAGCUCACCAAUCAAGCCUGCUUCUAGUAAACUAACUUCCAUGAUGCAAUCUCAUUAUGGGCUUGCCACAAGCCAAAAACCAACAUCCACAACAGCUGUCAAUAAUUAUAAUAAGAAUGGUAUCCUUGUGACACAAUUUUGUGAGCAAAAAGGACCGUCAUUUGUGUUUUGCACACAAAUGAUUAAUUACAUUCAACAUUUGAAUGAAACUGAGAAAUUUAUUGAUGAUCACAAACAACAGUAUUGUCAAAGAAUCAAUAGUACACGCUCUAUUUUUGAUGAUAAAAGUUCAACGGUGAUUGAUCCGUCACAUGAGCAACAAGGACGUGAUCAAUCAUCAUCAAUAAUGAAUGAACCAUCGAUUAGUACUACGAAUACUACCACCUUUAAUGAACCAGAGACUAUUCCAUCUUUAGCGUCAAAAGACUUGAUCAUACAUCUCCAACAAAAUAAUCCUAACUUAUUUGUGGCAGAAAAUUACUCUUCCACGCCCAAUUCUAAAACCGCAGACUCUACACAAGAUCACUUUCAACAAUUACUCAUGCUCUCCUCCAUCGAGCAUUUCACAAUGGACAAGGAUAAUGAUCGAAUAUUUGUGAGCUCACAUCAAGAAAAUUCCACAUUUUCUGCACAUUUCAAAUCUCUCGCCAUUCGAAGUACCUCAGCAGAAAUAUCUGUUGGCCAAGGACGAGAAGGUCCUGUACUAUUCGGUGACGAAAUUAACGGAUACAAUUUUGCAUAUAUUUUCAAAGUCAAGGACAGCAUGGCACGAGGAUUUGCUCGGUGGUUUGCCUUUGUCCUAAUGGAUCCUUCACUUUCACUUCUCUCUAUUAGUUGGCCUUUUCUCAAAACUGGAUUUGGAAAAAUUGUAAAACUCAUUCGUACACGAUCACAGCAAGUGUUUGUUGAGGAGAAGGAAAAACAAAAACGAUCUGGCUCCACCAAUGCCCUCAAUGAAGAAGGAAACAAUGUAGAAGAUCAUGGAUAUAAAUUUUUCCAUGCUGGAGGCCCACUUUCUGCAGAUUUAUUUCGACAAAAACGUUCCAAGGGACCAAUGCGAGAUUUACCCAUUCUGUUAAAUUACCCAAAUUUUUAUGCAGAUUUACAUUCUUGCUUUGCUGGAUUACUGCAAUCAUUCCAGAACAAAAUUUCAGAAGUUCAAAUUCCAAAUAUUCCCUAUGAAAAGAUUGACAUGCAAAAUUUUCAAGCACUGCAUAAAGUGUCCUCGUCUCAUCAAAUGCAACGAAUAGAGUCAUUUUCGAGCAUUGUGAGCGAAGUGAGCGAAUGGGACUAUUCAGGUGGUUUUCAUACUCUUUCUGAUUUUUCAAGACUCAUUUAUCAAUGUAUUUUAACAAAACUCUCUCUGGAUGGUAGUAAUAACAAUUUGGACAAUGUCACACAUGGGAUUGACUUGAUUGAUUCAGAUGACUUGAUGGAAGAGGCCUUUAAUCAAAGCGAAGAAAUAAUUCGUUCGAUCAUUUAUAAUGUAAUUAUUGGAAAUCAACUAGUUGUGAGAGGAGAUGAUGCACAAUUACGAAAUGAAAUCUGUUUGCUAUUUAAGAAAUUAGUGCCUCCACACUGCGCCAAGAUCAUUCUCGAUAGUGAAACGUACAAAUAUCCGUACGAUGCUAAUUUUUUAACCGUUCCAACUAGUGUACAUAUUUCUGAUAGUAUUGUAGAUUUUAAAUUUGUAAUUUUAAUCAAUGUGACGGGAUCGUUGGCAUCCUUAGAGAACAUUACCAUUCACACCGAAGAGGAGAGAAAAGAAACAACUCUAGGAAAAGAAUUUGAAUCUCUAUUCUUUCAAAAUUUUUAUCAACAAGUUCAACAACAACAUGCAUGCUUUAAUGUGACGUUGAGCAAUAUUUUAGAUAUGGAACAGCAUUUGAUACAGAGUUUGGUUCAUGAUUGGACAAGAAAGGCAAUAUUUUUCAUUUACUUUCAAAAGAAUAAGCUUCUCAAAGAAGGUCAUCAACAAGGGAAACGCCUUAACGUUCAUGAUCACUCCAUCCUGAAUGAACAUGCUAAUGAGAUUGACAUUCCUGUAUUGAGAUAUUUUGCCAAAUCGCAUCAUUUCUAA